AUGCUUCCAACUCUUGGUCAUUGUGAAGAUCCAGCAUGUGCUGUGUCAUCAUCUCGCGAAUUAGUACGUUUAUUUCGUUGUUCAAUUCAUUGUGAUCGUAACUUAUGUUUAUAUCAUUUAAAUGCACAUAAUGUUUAUUAUGAAGAAGAAAAAAAACAAAAUGAUAUUGUUAUAUGUGAAUUACAAAAAUGUUUAAAUUUAUAUCAAACCAUAUUUGAACAACAAAUGCUUGCAUAUCGUGAACUUGUUCGACAAGCAUCAACAAUUUUAUUACAUAAUACAUCAUCACUUGUUCCAAUAGAUCAAAUUCGACCUGUUAUAGGUAAAAUUCAAGAAGCUAUUGCAGUAUUGCAAGGAGAAAAAAUUAUUAUUAAAUGUGAAUCACUGUUAGAUGGAAAUGAUGGGGAAAAUGAAAAAACUAAAAGUGUAAAUACUAAUGUUUCUGGUGACUCGGAUCAAAAAGUUGUUGUACGUAUACCACGAAUCGAUUGUGGUAAAAAUAAUAUUGCAUCUGAAAAUGAAAUUCGAUCGAAUCAUGAUGACAGCAUAAUUAGAUUUAAAGAAUACGAAUCAGAACAAGCAAUUCAAUCUGCUCAUGUAGCAAAAAAGCCAGUGUCACUCAAACGAAAACAUAAAUAA
Rotaria sp. Silwood2 is the source of this 639-nucleotide messenger RNA. Lineage: Eukaryota; Metazoa; Rotifera; Eurotatoria; Philodinida; Philodinidae. The record is from the annotation of a GenBank genome assembly.